AUGGACAAUGUUGACUCCCUCAAGUCAGCCCUGAGGCAGAGAGCCAUGGCUGCGUCAUCAUCGAAGCAGCCACUCUCUGACGUACAAUAUAGCGAUGGAUUCGACAUCUUUCUACAGGGCACUGGUUGGACCAUUUAUCAAGACUUCAUUAUACCACAACUGGUGGAGCUUCUGACGCCUCUCUUCAACGCUCGCGCUCGCAUCUCGGUGCUAGAAAUUGGCCCUGGGCCAAAGAGUGUUCUUGGUUAUCUUCCCUGCAGUCUAAAGCGGAAAAUUAGAAGAUUUGCCGCAUUUGAACCUAACAUUCUCUUUGCCAACGCGUUGGAAAAAUGGUUCUCACCUGGAUUCGCAUCGGACCCGCCAUUUCCCUGCCUGGAUGACCUGCCCGAUAUCCGCCGAGCGCCAUUUAUCCUUCAUGACGACGUAGACAGCAAUGCAGCAAAGGGCGCGCACGACAAUGACGAGAAGUACGACGUGAUUCUGUUCUGCCACAGCAUGUACGGCCUGAAUCCCAAAACUAAAUACAUUGAGCGAGCGCUGGAUAUGCUUGUUAAUCAGCCCGAAGGGGGAAUGGUAAUAGUUUUCCAUCGCGACGGACAGCCAAAGUUUGAUGGAUUAGCAUCCCAUCGAACGGCUUGUUUUCCUACCGGAGCAAUUUGCGUACCGAAUGAUGACAAUAUCUUGGACUGUUUUGCUUCAUUCGUUGCAGGAUAUGUCUUGCACGAAAGGGAUGCAGAUACUACCAUUCGAGUUGGUUGGCGUGAUACAUGCCGACGGUUGAGUCGACGAGCAGACCCCAAGGCGAAACACCUCAUUUUCGGCUCACCAACCUUGAUGAUCGCCUUUAACAAUCACUCAACUGCUGUACGGGAACUGGCGACGUAUGUUCCACUAUCGGAUUUGACCAUGCCGAUUAAGAAUUGGGAGGCCCGCUUUCAUCGGCCCGCAUCAGUCGUUAGGCCGACAGAGAUCCAACAAGUACAGACCUGCGUUCAGUGGGCUAUCCAACAUAAGACCGGUCUCACUGUCAUUGGAGGGGGCCACAGUGGUCACUGCCUAUGGCCCCAUAUUGUUGCAAUUGAUAUGAGUGUAUUCGACGAGAUUCACAUUUGUCGGGCAGGGGAUGGGGAAGCGGGAUCCAGUCUCGAUUGUCAGCCGCUGAUCGUCGCGGGAGCUGGGUGCAAAACAGGGGAUAUCAUUCGCCAAGCUAUGGCAGCUGGUGUAACCGUGCCUUUGGGUGCCCGUCCCAGUGUAGGUGCGGGCAUGUGGAUACAGGGAGGACUUGGACAUUUGACUAGGUUGUACGGACUCACAUGCGACGCUAUCGUUGGAGCCAUUGUUGUCGGCGUUGAUUCUGGCCGGGUCCUUUGUGUCGGCGAUGUACCAGCACAACAUCGUCCGGAGGGUGCUGUCCGCCCGGAAAAUGAAAUAGAGCUCUUAUGGGCACUCAGAGGCGCUGGCACGAACGUUGGAAUUGUCAUUAGCUUGACGUUCAAGACAUUUCCUGUUCCGACCUACCGGGUCCGAACCUGGGAUUUCCCGCUUGAAGAUGGAAAUGAUGCACGACUAAAGCUCCAAAACUUUGGGGAGGCCUUUGCCAGUUGUCUCCCAACAAAUUGUUCUGCGGAUGCAUAUCUGUAUUGGCAAAUGGACCAGAUUUAUCUGGGGGUGACCAUAUUCGAAACUUCGACGUCCGGUGACAGCUUACGAACCUUUCCGUCGAUGCCUGGUACAAUGGAAAUGAUGUUGGGGCCAGAGGAAAGUUCGAAAUCCAUGAACAGCUUAGAAUUGUUUGAGGCCGAGAUGUACAUGUCCAGAAUGCACGGCGGACACGGCGGCGGCAAGACCUCUUCGUUCAAGCGAUGUCUAUUUUUGGAAGGUAUGGGAGCGCAAAACAUCACGGAGAUUUUGGUGAAGGCCAUCGAGGAUCGCCCAUCGCCGCUCUGUUACAUUCACCUACUUCAUGGUGGUGGUGCAGCCAGUGACGUGGCAAUUGAUAGCACAGCUUUCGGUUGUCGAGACUGGGAAUAUGCCUGUAUCAUAACAGGUGUGUGGCUUCGCGACCACGAUGGCAGCGAGAUCGCCCGCGAUGUCGUGGAGUGGGUAUACCACGUCGUCGACAAUCUGCUGCCCUUGAGCCGUGGAGUCUAUGGGGCAGACCUGGGACCUGACCCUAGAGAUUUGGUACUCUCGUCUCGGGCAUUUGGGUCAAAUCGACGGCGCUUAGCCUACCUCAAACAAGCAGCGGAUCCGUACAAUGUCCUGAGUUAUGUAUGCCCGUUACCAAAGGCUGAGACAGUAAAGAAGCUCGUCAUUCUCAUUACCGGUGAACAUGGCGCUGGAAAAGACUAUUGUGCAGAUGCUUGGGUUUCUUCAUUUGCAGAGAGACUUCCAUGUGGACUCAUGGCAAGAGCAAUCAGCAUUAGUGAUGCGACCAAACGUGAGUAUGCAGCAGCUGUUGGUGCUGACCUGGGCCGUCUACUUCGGGACCGUACUUACAAAGAGCGUCAUCGAUCAGCGUUGACAGAAUUUUUCCAUGAUAAAGUCCGACAAAGACCGCAGCUUCCAGAGGAGCAUUUCCUGGAUGUGGUUCACGAUGCCGUGGACGCCGACGUGUUGUUGAUUACGGGAAUGACAGAUGAGGCCCCAGUCGCAAUGGUCUCGCAUUUAGUGCCUGCCACUCGAGUCAUUGAGGUUUACGUCAGGGCAUCAAAUGAAACUAGAAACGCUCGUCGAGGCUGCAGCACCACCGACAGUGGUGGCUGCAGCAUCACAGCUCAGGGCCACUUCCAGGGAUUCGCAAGCCUGGUUUCGAACCACACGCCCACCUUUUUCUUCGACAACGAUGAGACAGGAGACAAACGGGUGAAGCAUUUUGCCGAGAAGUACCUCCUCCCGCUCAUCAGCGAAGACAUUGAACGACUCGCCCAAAUGGUGGGUUUGGUGCACGACUUUCCGCGGCCGAGAGUCGAUUUCCGCCACGUCUUGAACAUUUCCCAGCAACCAGGCGGGCUAGAGUUAUGCACGUCUUUGUUGCACCUUCAGCUCCCAGAUCAAUGGCCCAAAAUCGACACUAUAGUUUGUUGUGAGGCUGGUGGAUUUGUAUUUGCUUCAGCACUUGCCUCGCGAGUAGGUGUACCGUUGGCCUUGAUCCGAGAAGCGGGCAAACUACCGCCGCCAAUUAUUUCUGUCCCCAGAUCCGCAUCACAUAUAUCUUCCCCUACUCCUAUGUCCGAACCCAAAGAGAGGCAUAUCGAAAUUGGCUUGGAUGUGAUCCCGCCGGGGGCGUCAGUUGUGGUUAUAGAUGACGUACUCGCCACGGCAAACACAAUGCUCGCAGUCCUACAACUUCUUAGCAAGACCAAAGCAUGUGCUGAUGUCAAAGUGCUUGUGGUCGCCGAAUUCCCCAUCCACCGUGGGCGUGAAUUGUUGAGGCAGCACGGCUAUGGUGGAGUUAGUAUACAGAGCCUCCUGGUUUUCGAUGGCGCAUAA
Messenger RNA from Penicillium diatomitis, 3492 nucleotides. RefSeq lists its product as uncharacterized. Gene Ontology annotation, molecular function: phosphomevalonate kinase activity; FAD binding. NCBI's taxonomy places the organism in Eukaryota, Fungi, Ascomycota, Eurotiomycetes, Eurotiales, Aspergillaceae. The coding region runs from base 1 to 3492 and encodes 1163 amino acids. Gene Ontology annotation, cellular component: cytoplasm. Gene Ontology annotation, biological process: cholesterol biosynthetic process. The record is from RefSeq and is a predicted model, not a curated record. The transcript has a single exon.